Molecule: messenger RNA, 1740 nt
Organism: Cylindrotheca closterium
Lineage: Eukaryota; Bacillariophyta; Bacillariophyceae; Bacillariales; Bacillariaceae
Source: the annotation of a GenBank genome assembly
AUGAGCUCAAGCGAGAAGUCAAGCGACAGCUCCAUGAACAGCAGCAGUGGAAUGUCUGCCAGUAUUGAUUCAAGCACUGACUCUAGCAUGGACUCAAGCGCCAACUCAAGCCUUGACUCAAGCCUUGACUCAAGCCUCGACUCAAGUCUCGACUCAAGCAUGAGUGGUGGCAGCUCCACAAUCAGCGACCCAUUCCAUGUCUUUGAAUACAUUUUCGACUUCCGCAUGGACGACUUUUUCCUGGAGUUGGGGAUCGUGUCAGAUUUGUUCGAUUUCGGUUUUGACGAAGAUGAGGGAUCAUCCUCCGAGUCUGGUUAUGAAAGGGAAGAUAUGAGGGGCAGGGGCCCAAGAGCUCCAAGAGUGGCGAGGAAUCCCUACAAUGGGCCAUUCUACAAUGUCUACAUCAAGAACGCUGAUGAGCACAAUGCAAAUGACAUGGGCUCCGUAUGGGACCAGGAGAGCACACUAGCAAAAGGGUUUCGGCGCAGGUUUGGUAUCCCUUAUUCCUCUUUUGAUGCCAUUGCCAAAGAUUGGGAUUUAGACGGUGAAUACAGAGCACCAAAGAGUAGAAACGGCGCAAGAAGAAUUGAUUCUAGGAUCUUGAUUAUGGGUUCCCUUGGAAUCCUCACUCAAGAUCUCACGUUCGAUUGGAUGGAACUGGUGACUGACACAAGCAAGUCUCUGAACCAUUUCUUUUUUAUGAAAUUUACCUUUUGGUUCCGCAAAUGCUACUCAAAGGAAUGGAUAAAGUUUCCAGAGUGUAGUCAAUCAAUAGCUAAGGUAAUGGACUUUUACACUCUACUUGGUUUUCCUGGAUGUAUUGGAUCAAUUGACUGUGUCCAUGUUGGCUGGGAUGGGUGCUCAGCUGGUUACCAUUCGGAUGCGUGCGGAAAAGAAGGCUAUCCAACUUUGUCCUUUGAAGUCAUCGUGUCGCACACUAGAAGAAUUCUCUCCGUAAGCCAAGCCUUCUGGGGAUCAUGGAAUGACAAGACUAUUGUUACAUAUGAUGAGAUGAUUCGAAAGAUCAAGGGUGUGGGUAAGUAUGGGGAGCAAACAAUGUAUAAGGAUUUUGUCUGGCGGACUCGCACAGUGGAUGGUUCUGUUAUUGUUCAUAAGGGGGUUUAUGUCAUCUGUGAUGGUGGAUACCUUGAAUGGCCAGAGUUGAUCCCUCCAUACAAGUCACAAAUUCCAGGAUCCGCAGACUAUCGCUGGUCCAAAUGGCUCGAAAGUCUUCGGAAAGAUGUGGAAUGUUCGUUUGGUAUCUUGAAGGCAAGGUUCGCUUGUCUAAAAAAUCGUUCAAGGUUCAAUGACAAGGAGACAAUUGAAACUGUCUUCCACUGUUGCUGCAUUAUGCACAACAUAAACCACCACUUUGAUAAGUAUGAUGACAUUUUUGGGCGCUCAUUUCGUAUUCAAAUUCAAAUCGAAUCCUCAGUGGGCGCGAAAGCAUUCAGUCUAAAGGCGCCAAAGCAUGCUAGUCCUGUCUUGAGUGGCCCAACAGCAACGGUCUUCCUAUAUGAAAAGACAUCAACGGAGAUGUUGUUCCGUUGUGAUAGAUGUGUUGGAUGGAGCUUUCGAUACGGUUGGAGAGGCAGACCUCCGAUGAUACAAAUCCGUCGUCAGUUUCCGGUUCGUCGUGUGGAACUGCAUUUUUUGCCACGACGCCAGACACCCGAAAAGUUGGGCAGGAAAAGUCAUCUCAUCAGUCAUCGGUUUCAGGUUCGCGUGGAAGUGGCCUAA